Messenger RNA from Eublepharis macularius, 3576 nucleotides. It is a transcript of the gene FHIP1B, whose product is annotated as FHF complex subunit HOOK interacting protein 1B. The transcript has 12 exons. The record is from RefSeq and is a predicted model, not a curated record. Gene Ontology annotation, cellular component: FHF complex. Gene Ontology annotation, biological process: lysosome organization; endosome to lysosome transport; endosome organization. Lineage: Eukaryota; Metazoa; Chordata; Lepidosauria; Squamata; Eublepharidae. Bases 300 to 3320 code for a protein of 1006 amino acids.
UAAGGAGGGGCGGUGAGAAGUGCCUCCUCUGGCUUAUGCCCUCUUCAUCUUGAUUACCCGAGCACCCCAAAUGCCCUGUGUUCUCCUGAAGCAGAAAGUCCCACAGUCUGGGCCCCCCCCUGAAGCAGAAUGGAGCCCCUGGAGCCCUGGACCGGUUGCUCCUCCUGGCCUGACCAGCCCCACGCAGCGGCGGCAGCGGCAGCUGGCAAAGCAAGGCGAGGGCCAGGGGGCUGCCCGUGACCUCGGACCGGCCUGCUGCCCCCUCUGCCCCGCCCCUCCCUGGCGUCGGGCCCUUCCCCAUGGAGAGGAUGAGCUGGCUGAGCAAGCUGAACCCCCGAGCGGCGGGCCACAGGGCCAGCCGCGGGGCCAGCCUGCAGGGCCCUGUAAUGGCAGACCCCGAAACCUGCCUCAUGGUUUUCAAGAACCACUGGGCCCAGGUGCUGAGGAUCCUGGAACAGCGUGGCUCGCGUGUGGCCCAGGGGGCGGCCGAUGACCUCAGUGCCGUGCGUAACAACACCUACCAGAUGUUGACCCUGCUGGCGGAAGAGCGCCCUGGCACCGGGGCCAGCGUGGGGCCCAUCCUGGCAUUUGUGACGUCGGAGGGUGUGCUGGAGCGCCUGCUGGGCUGGCACCUGCAGCGGGACGUCCCUGAGGAGCGCAAGGUGGAGCUGCUCAAGCUGUUCGAGACACUUAUCAGCCAGUCGCACCAGCCCCUGCUGCAGCACCCGUCCAUCCGGCGCCCGCUGCUGCGCCUGCUGGGCCUGUGCGCCGGGCCCGCCUCCCCGCUCCUGGAGACUAGCCUGGUUCUGCUGCUGAACCAGCUCUGUGUCUCGGUGGCCAAGGAGCCCCCACUGCUGGAGCUCUUCUUCCACAGCCCCACGGAGCAGGGCCCUGCCAACCUGCUGGUCUUCUCCCUCCUGGUCCCCUUCAUCCACCACGAGGGGGUCGUCGGCCAGCAGGCCCGCGAUGCACUCCUGCUCCUCAUGGCCAUGUCUGCCGGCAGCCGCACCGUGGCCCAGUACAUCACGGACAACUCCUACUUCUGCCCGGUGCUGGCCACGGGCCUGAGUGCCCUCUACUCCUCACUACCCCGCAAGCUUGAGGUCCGGGGAGACGACUGGCACCUCCUGCGGCGCGAGGACUGGAUCGGGGUCCCUUCCCUUGUCCUCUUCAUGACCUCCCUGGAAUUCUGCAACGCCGUCAUCCAGGUGGCCCAUCCCCUGGUACAGAAGCAGCUGGUCGACUACAUCCACAGUGGGUUUCUGGUGCCCGUCAUGGGCCCCGCCUUGCACAAGACCUCCAUCGAAGAAAUGAUCGCCAGCACUGCCUACCUGGACCUUUUCCUGCGCAGCAUCAGCGAGACCGCCCUGCUCAAGACCUUCUUGCGCUUCUUGCUUCUCCACCGCCACGACAGUAGCACCAUUCUCGACACCCUGGUGGGGCGCAUUGCCAGCAACUCCCGGCUCUGCAUGGUGUCGCUCAGCCUCUUCCGGACUCUGCUCAGCCUCCACUGUGAAGACGUUCUGCUGCAAGUCGUGCUCAGGUACCUGAUCCCCUGCAGCCACGUCAUGUUGAGCCAGAAGAGGGCAGUGAAAGAGCUGGACAUCUACGGCAAAGCGGCCAGCAAGUUCCUGUCCCUAAUCCCCCGUUGCUGCCGUCCGGAGAACCUGCCUCUGCCUGAGCAGGAGGAGGAGCACGCCGCCUGGUCGAAGGGCCACGGCAGCCCCAGCGUGGAUUCUUCUUCUGUGGUGACCGUCCCCAAGCCCUCCACGCCUUCCCGCAUCUCCUUCUUCAUGCGCCAGGCCAGCUUCAGCGGGGAGGCCCCGAGCCCAACCCCCCGUUCCCCAGGAACCCCCACGGGGAGCCCCUGCCACCGCCCCGGCAGAUGGGAAGAGGUCUCUGAGCUGGAGGGGAACUACCUGGAAUACCUGCGAGACGCCUGCCUCAACGUUGACCGCUGUGUCUGGGCCUGCCGGGUGUGGUCAGCCCCUUACGACGGAGUGGUGCCCGAUGCCAGUGGCGUGGCCCCGUCCAGGGACGCCCCCCUGCCAGUCAAAAGCGACUGCUUUGGCUACACUUCCUUCCACCCAGGGGGGCAUCCUGGCCACAUGCCUGCCUCUCCCCGGACUAAAAAGCGGGGCCUGCAAGAAGAGGGGGCCAGCCCGGAAGGGGCCCUUGUUGGGGCCCAGCCCAGUCCCCCUGCCUCUCCCACCCCCAAGGACUCCAGCGGCCUCCUCAAUGGGACCCACGCGGACACUGGCAUCAAGAAGGUGCGUUGGUGCCCGCCAGGGGCUGUGCUUGAGAACGGCUCUGGCCACAGCUCUCAGCCCGGGCCUGUGUGGGAGCAAGCACCCUGCCUGGACUCGCUUUUGGACGAGCUGCUCACCCAGGCGCCUGUGGAGAACGGCGGCACGUCGACCCUGGAGAAGUUCACAGCAGAGCUCAGCCAGCUGGAAGAGGAGAUGGACGGCAGGGGCCGAGGAGAGGAGCAGUUGACGCUCGGCCCCCCCUCGGCCCCUGACCCCACCCCCCUCUCCUGCGAGGAGGAGGAGGAGGCCGCCUUCCAGAGCUUUUCCUCCCACCCUGACAGUGUGGGGCAGCCUAGGCCAGCUGAGCCCCUGGCCCCAAUCAUCAGCAGCCCCCUGCGCACCCCUGGCCACCCCCCCAGCCAGCCAUUCACAGGGCCUUUUGUGGCAGUCCUCUUUGCCAAGCUGGAGAACAUGCUGCAGAACUCCCUCUAUGUCAACUUCCUGCUGACGGGGCUCAUCUCCCAGCUGGCCUGUUACCCGCAGCCCCUCCUGCGCUCCUUCCUGCUCAACACCAACAUGGUCUUCCAGCCCAGCGUCAAGUCCCUCCUGCAGGUCUUGGGCUCUGUGAAGAACAAGAUCGAGCGCUUUGCAGCCAAUCGGGAGGACUUUCCCUCCCUGCUCUUCAAAGCCAAGAAGUACCUGAUUGCCCGGGGCAAGCUGGACUGGUCAGACACCCAGAAUGCCGCUCCGUCCCUGCGCCGAUCGGAGACCUUGGUGAAGAGCCGGAAACCAUCCAUUGGGGAGCUGAUCAUGCGCCACACCAACAGCCCCACACGGGCGCGCCAGGCAGCCCAGCUGGCCCUCCAGCACAUGCGCGAGGGACAGGUGAUGCAUGCGCUGGCAGGAGCCUCUCUCUUCCGCACCUCGGCUGAGAAGCAGAGCGAAGCGCUGCGCGUGAAGAACGCCGUCUACUGUGCUGUCAUCUUCAGCGAGUUCCUCAAGGAGUUGGCAGCCAUUGCCCAGGCCCACGCCGUGACCUCGCCCUUCCUGCUGGAGCCCCCUGAGGAGUGACCGGGCUGGGCCCUGCCCACUCCUUCCCGUGUUCAGCGGCCAGCCUUUUAACUGGACUCCACCCUCUCCCUCCUCCUCGGCUUGGUGCUGCCAGGCCUGCACUAAUUGGGAGCUGGGGGGCAUCUUCUGGGGCGUGGGCGGUGGCCCCCCCCUUUUAAAACUCCAUCCCAGGACAAGGACCUUUUUAAUUUAUUGGGAAUGAAUGUUUUUCUGGAGAACUUGUUGCAAUAUGUAUAAAGAAGUGCUCUCUCCUGUA